GAGAUUGUUUUAGUUUUAGUUUUCUUCCCCGCGAUUCUUCUGUGUGUUCGCGUUCUUCUGGCCUGCCAUUGCCAUUGUUUCUGCUUCUGCUUCUGUUUCUGCUGAAUUUCGUAUCGUAGCGUAUCGCUGAGCGAGAAAUCAGUUUGACGUUUUGCUUUGACAAGCAGCCGUCGUCGAUCGGGGAUCGUGAAUUGCGGAUUGCGGAUCGCGACGCGGAUUGCGGCUGAAUCUCGUGAAUCUAAAUCUUGGGCGUUCCUCUCUCGCCGCCGGCCGCCCCGAGCAGAGUUCCGAAUUCUGUAGGAGUAUACCACCCAAGAGCACUCGUUGCACCACCCGCUGACCGCCGAAAAUUCGGUUAUCUCCGCGGCCGCAAUAAUCGACAAUCAUAUUCCCGAUUUGAGAUCAAUAUACAAGUGAGUCUAGAGUCUGAUAUAAAUAUUAAAAUAAGAAUAAGAAGCAGCGCAUAGACGGCUACGUCCACGAGCAACAGGCGGCCAAGCAACAACUACCAGCUGAACGACAAAUUUUUGGUUUCGUUCCCCAGAUCAUGUGACCAGUAUCUCCGCUGGCCAUCAGUCAAUCAAUCAGCAGACCGCAGCCCAAAAAUGUUUCAAUUAUGUUAUCGCCAGCCACAACGACAUCGUCCAGAAUCGAAAGCAUCGAACCAGAGCAGCAGCAACCACAUGAAGGCAGCACCACUGGCCAGAACGAAGGAGUAAGCCGCGCACUCCCGCAGAGGCCAAAUCCGGAUCCGGAUCCGGAACCCACAGCAAAACCGAAAUCACAAGGCAACCAAGAGCAAUUUAGCAUAGCAACCGCAACGCAAUCAGCCGGGCCAGGAUCAGAAGCAGGACUUCUUAGCCAUGGGCUGUUCACCGAGCACUCUGCCCCCCGCCCCCUCCGCUGGUCAGACCGGCGAACGAGGAUCCCUGCCGCUGGACGCCUCUGAAAAGGACGAGAGCCGCCUGUUCUGCAUCAAACUGCGCCGCAGCCGCCUGCGCCGCUGCAGCUGUGGGGGCGUGACCUUGCAGCCACCCAGCGACGGGAAUGGCAGCACGGCCGGGGACAACCUGUGCGGCCAGGUGCUCCUCAAUCCGCUGCAGACCAAGAGCGAGGCCGACUACGAAAAGCUGAGCACCGGCAAAAAGGACUCCAUUGUGACGGUGGCCGCCCUGGGCAACUUCACCCACAGCGUGGUGCGACGGGCCACUGGAAGCACAGGCACAUCGGGCACCAGCUCAUCCGGCGGGAACAGCCGUCCAGGCCACCGCAAGUCAUCACUAGCCCUCGCCCUCACCCCGGAGGAUGAGCCGAUGGACGUCUACCAGCGCAAUCUCAUGGACCUGAAGUAUCCAACCGUGCUACCACCGAAUCCCCCACUUAAGGCCCUCCUGGUUUUCCACAAGUCGGACAGCAUCUGCGAGGCGAUCACCGCGGCCUGCCAGCGCCACCAGCUGGACGUCACGCUGGUCAAGUCCAAGGAGGAGGCCCUGGACACCCUGCAGAAGUCGUACGCCACCGCCCAGUGCUACCACCUAAUCAUAAUUGAUGCGCGCUCCUCCAAGAACCUGGAUGCGGAGCACAUUGCGAGAACCAUUCGUCACACACACGGCCACCAUUUAACGACAAUAAUUGCAGUCUGCAAGAAGAGUUUCUUCGAAAAGGAUGAUGUGCUAAUUGCUCUAUUGGACGCUGGCGUUAAUAGAUGCGUAGCGGAGACGACCAACCUGGCCAUGUGCAGUGUGGAACUGAAGCAGAUACUGCACUCCAUCAUCCGGCCGCACAACGUCAUGUCCACUCAACAGGCCCUCUACACGGCUCUGCACCGGCUAAAGGAGGUGGUGCUCAUCACGGACGACUUGCUGCGGAUUCAGUACGCGAACCGUGCCACCGAGAGGCUGCUCAACAUGCGGCUGGACGAGAUCAUUAGCAAGCAGCUGGAGGACAUAUUUGUGUCGGACCUCUCCACCAUCAGCGAGCAGUGCAAGAGCAUCAAGGAGUUCGACGGCAUCCUGACGGUGCGUCGCAAGAGCCAGGAGGGCAUACCCAUGCACGUGCGCGUCGUGCCGGUGGCCUGCAUAGGCAGCGCCCCCACGCACCUGAUUUUCAACUUCGAUGUGCCCGGCGGGCAGAUGGACUUUAUAGCCACGCUGCCGCAGCCCAAAGAGGCGCCUCGGGGCUCCCUGCACUCGGUGCGGCGCUGCAGCUUUGAUGUCCGCUCCAUCGCCUCGGACGGAUUGCGGAGAACGAGCUUGGCCAAGCUGACGUCGCUGCCACUGGAGGCACCCAUCACUAAAAUAAUCAAUUUACUAUCACAAGUACAGGAGAAUUGUUCGGCCGAUGAGGCGCGUCUCAUAGACAAGGUCUUGGAGUUCCUGAAGCGCGAGGGACUCUACAGUCCGCAAAUGAAGGAGAUACGAACGGACGAUCCCAUAGCCACCGAUCUAAUCGGUGCCUUGCUCACGGGUCCCAGCGUGUACUCAUCGCGCCGCAGCUCGAAUGACUCCAUCAUACGCACGGGCAGCUCCACGAGAACUGCCGCGAUUGUGCCCGCCAAAAUGAAGUCCAAUCCCAUCAUCAUGGAACUACUUGACGAAUCUCUCAGCUGGGACUUUGAUAUUUUCAAACUGGAGGAGAUCACCGACUACCACCCGCUGCUCUACCUGGGCAUGGAGAUGUUCCGCCGCUUCGACGUCUUUGCCACCCUGAACAUCGAUGAGAACGUGUGCAAGGCCUGGCUGGCAGUGAUUGAAGCCCACUACCGCAAGAGCAACACAUAUCACAACAGCACCCAUGCCGCGGAUGUGAUGCAGGCCACUGGCGCUUUCAUCACCCAACUGGCCAACAAGGAUAUGCUGGUGAUGGAUCGCAUGGAGGAGGCGACUGCUCUGAUCGCCGCCGCCGCCCACGACGUGGAUCAUCCUGGUCGCUCAUCCGCCUUCCUGUGCAACUCGAACGACGCCCUGGCCGUACUGUACAAUGAUCUGACCGUGCUGGAGAACCAUCACGCAGCAAUCACCUUUAAGCUAACGCUGGGCGACGAUAAGAUCAACAUUUUCAAGAACCUGGACAAGGAGACGUACAAGUCGGCCCGCAGCACCAUCAUCGACAUGAUCCUGGCCACCGAGAUGACCCGCCACUUUGAGCACCUGGCCAAGUUCGUGAGCGUCUUUGGCGGCGAGGAGCCGCGUGAUCACAACCCCCAGACGGACGAGGAGACGUCCAUACUCAUGCGCCGCAUGCUGAUCAAGGUGGCCGAUGUGAGCAAUCCCGCCAGGCCGAUGCAGUUCUGCAUCGAGUGGGCGCGCCGCAUAGCCGAGGAGUACUUCAUGCAGACGGACGAGGAGAAGCAGCGUCACCUGCCCAUCGUGAUGCCGAUGUUCGAUCGGGCCACCUGCAGCAUACCAAAGAGCCAGAUCGGCUUCAUCGAAUACAUCAUACAGGACAUGAUGCACGCCUGGGAGAGCUUCAUCGACAUGCCGCAGCUGAUCACCUACAUGCAGAUCAACUACUCGCAGUGGAAGAAGUACGACGAGCAGGGCGUCAACACGCUGGCGGAGAUCAUGGCCAAGCAGCCACCGGUGGGCAAGAUGGCCAACUCCAAAUAGCAUACGGCCUUCCGGAGAUUGUUCUCGGGUCUACUGAAGCCACUGCCGGCCCAGGCGCCUGGUACCUCCACGAUUGGCGAGAACGAGAUGGAGGACGUGCUCUAGUGACGGCGUCGAAGGUCCUGCGACGUCUGGCUCCGGACCCGCAGUCUCUCGGCCUAAUCCUCCCACUGAAGUCACUGAAGCUCAUCAUCACGGCUUGAAGCCCACCCGAGUUCACCCGAGUACACCCGAGUCCACCCGCUCCCUGGACUGCCCCACACUUAUCUCUGAACGGACCAACGGACUGGGGGCGGGGUCACGGAGUGGGCGGCUGGCUUAGGAAGUGCUGCCCUGAGCGGUGUCACAAAUGCGGUAUCAUGCAAAGCAAAACUAACUAAGGCAAACAAGUAAACAAUUAUUGGGCUGGACUCAAAAUUAAAUGUUUAAGAUGCAUCACAA
This is a messenger RNA of Drosophila erecta, 4049 nucleotides long. It is a transcript of the gene Pde8, whose product is annotated as high affinity cAMP-specific and IBMX-insensitive 3',5'-cyclic phosphodiesterase 8. Gene Ontology annotation, biological process: signal transduction; regulation of DNA-templated transcription; positive regulation of ERK1 and ERK2 cascade. NCBI's taxonomy places the organism in Eukaryota, Metazoa, Arthropoda, Insecta, Diptera, Drosophilidae. The transcript has 20 exons. The coding region runs from base 864 to 3608 and encodes 914 amino acids. The record is from RefSeq and is a predicted model, not a curated record. Gene Ontology annotation, molecular function: 3',5'-cyclic-nucleotide phosphodiesterase activity.